Messenger RNA from Pelobates fuscus (common spadefoot toad), 3105 nucleotides. Its product is annotated as serine/threonine-protein kinase N2-like. The transcript has 19 exons. Gene Ontology annotation, biological process: signal transduction; protein phosphorylation. NCBI's taxonomy places the organism in Eukaryota, Metazoa, Chordata, Amphibia, Anura, Pelobatidae. Gene Ontology annotation, molecular function: ATP binding; protein serine/threonine kinase activity. Bases 1 to 3105 code for a protein of 1034 amino acids. Gene Ontology annotation, cellular component: nucleus; cytoplasm. The record is from RefSeq and is a predicted model, not a curated record.
AUGACUUGCUUCAGCUAUCGUGGUUUUACUUUUCGAUAUGGUCCCCAGAUUCCAGUUGCUUCUGAUAGUGAUUCAUGCUCCUCACAAGAUGAGGACAAGUUAGCCAUUUUGGAGAAACAACUCGAAGAUGAGUACAAAGUUAAGAGCGAAGCAGAAAAGCUGAUAAAGGCGUAUUCUACCGGCCGCUCCAAAGAUCAGAAACAUCUCAGUGAUGCUCAGAAAAUACUCCAUGACAGCAAAAUAAAAAUAGAAAUUUUGCGCAUGUUGAUUCUCCAACAUAAAGCAACACCUGCAAUUAGUCCGUUGGAGAAACGCAUUGAGGAGUUGAGCCACCGAUUUGUGAUCGAGCGUGCCGUGGCUGAAGGAGCCAAACAUGCCAUCCAGAAAUUGGAUGGAAAGCCACUUGUUGAGGCACAAUCGAUACUACAGGCGUCAAAUGAAAAGCUGGACCUCCUUAAAUAUUCAUUGGAGGAACGAGUGAAAGAACUUCCUGAUGGCCACCAUAGGAAGAGUAUAACCACCGAGGAACUGUCCCUUGGUUCAGUCAAAUCCAAGUCCAUAGCAUUAACGGGUACUCUGAAAGUGCGAGUAAAGGGCUGUCACGGUAUUCUGGAGAAUGUACCUGGCAGACUAAAGAUCCCGUCAGAUGUUCUCCCUGGCAGGAGUCCGCGCCGAGGAAGAUUCUUAUUACUGAACCGGAUCAGGAGAAACAACCAUGGCAGCAAUCAGAACAUCCAAGAUACUUUUGACUUUUCUAAAUACAGGAGAUUAGACUCCUUUGAUGAAAGCAAACUCUUAGAGCUUUGUGUAAAGCUAAUAGAUGAACCUUUAUAUAUUCUGUGUGAAGUCCGUACUCAGCUGAAGAUCGAUCAUAUUCCAGUGGGUUCAACAAGUUGGAAAACUGUUUCCAACCCAUCCUGGAAUAAGACAUUUAAACUGGAUUUAGAUAAGUCUCGGGAGCUAGAAAUAUCCUUAUAUUGGCAUGAUCAGAGAUCACUGUGUGCCACAAAGACUCUGAAGUUGGAAGAAUUCCUGUUGAACCUGAAACAGGAACUGUGUCUACAACUGGAACCACAGGGCACCCUUUUCAUCAAGGUGACGUUUUCCAGUCCUUUCACCCAGAAAAGGCCAAAGCUUCAAACAAUUAAGAAAUUAAUCUCCACAAAACAAGAGGAGACCACCGAACCAGCUCCACUGGAGGAUGCAGCUAUUGAUGCUCAUUCGCUGCCAGAAUCGGAUACUGAGAGCGUGGAUUCAUCGGCGCCGGCUGUGGAUACUGAAACAGAAAAGACCAUCCAGCCAGCUCCAGAAGAAGAUGUUGUUACUGACUCUCCUAUAUUGCCAGUAGCCACUGAGAGCAUGCGCCCAUUAACACCCGAUGCUGAUACCAUUACAGAAGAGACCUUCCAACCACCUCCAGUGGAAGCUACAACUAUUGACAGUGUACCAGUAGUGGACACUGAGAAUGUGGAUUCAACACUACCAGCUAUCAACACCAUUAGUACAGAAACUAUCCAACCACCUCCAGUGGAAGCUAGAAUGUUUGACAAUGCUCCACUGCCAGUAGCAGUAGAGGACUCUGUGAGCAUGGAACCAUCACCACAAGCUAUUGUAAGCGUGCUAGAAAUGACAAUCCAACCAGCUCUAGAAGAGGAUUUAGUUACUGACCCUACUCCAUUGCCAGUAAAGGACACGGACAGCGUGGAGCCAUCGGUGCCAGCUGUUGAUGAAAUUACAGAAAAGACAAUCCAACUACCUCCAGAGGAGGAUGCAGCUAUUAAUCCUCAAUCACUACCAGUAGAGGACUCUGAGAGCGUGGAGCCAUUGCUGCCAUCUGACGAUGAAGAUACAGAAAAGAUAAUCCAACCACCUCCAGAGGAGGCUGUAGUUAUUGACACGCCUCAAGUGUCAGCAGUGGACAAUAAGAAAGUGGAAUCAUCACCACCUGGUGCUGCUACUGAUAUGGAAAAAAACAUCCAAACAUCAACAGAGAAAGAUGCAGUUAUUGAUAUUGAUAACAUUGCAGAAGAAACCACUGGACCACCAAAGGGUUUAGUUUAUGACGCUGUUCCAUUAGCAGAAGCAGAUGUGGAAAAUCCAUCAUCAUCAGCGGGUAUUCAGCAAGGAGCUCGGCUGAGCAUUCAGGAUUUUGAUUGUCUCUGUGUGCUGGGAAGAGGAGCAUUUGGAAAGGUGGGUUAUGGUGUGAAUUCCACUUUCAAUAUAAAAGGUGUCAAGAUAAAUGCUAGGCUUAUAUGUGAAAAGGAAAUCCUACAGACUGUGAGCGAAGUACAACAUCCUUUCCUUGUUAACAUGUUGGCAAGUUUCCAGACUCAGGGUCAUUUUUGUUUUUUAAUGGAGUAUGCCGCUGGUGGGGACUUAAUGACCAGUAUUAGGAACAAGAACUUUCAGCCAUUUUCCACAACCAGAGCUGUGUUUUAUGCGGCGUGUUGUGUGCUCGGCCUGGAUUUCUUGCAUCAAAACGAUAUUGUUCACAGAGAUCUCAAAUUGGAAAACAUUGUAAUUGACAUAGAUGGAUUUGCCAAAAUUACAGACUUUGGUCUUAGUAAACAAGGGAUGGGAUAUGGAGAACAAGACAGAACAUAUUGUGGCACCCUGCAUUACAUGGCACCGGAAAUGGUUCGCGGUAAACCAUACACAACAUCUAUUGACUGGUGGAGUCUCGGCGCAGUUAUUUAUAUAAUGCUGUGUGGAAUGUAUCCCUUCUCAGGUAACAGAAGAGAGGUGAGGUAUAAUAUUGUCUAUUCAACGCCGCACUAUCCGAGGUUCCUGACUGCAGAAGCGCGAUCAAUAUUGAGAAGUCUUUUGCAUAAAGAUCCCAAAGUCCGUCUAGGAGCCAGCGAGAAUGAUGCCUGGGAUCUGAAGAGCCACCCUUUUUUUAAACAAAUAGACUGGUUCGCAUUAUUGUUUAAGAGUGUCAGGCCGCCAUGCGUACCAUCCAUCGAGGGACCAGACGACGUCCGCUACUUUAAUAGAAUGCACACAUCAUGCGCCCCCAUUCUAACACCGCCAGACAAGUCUAAGUUACUAUCUGAUGUAGAGCUGGAGCUAUUCAAAGAUUUUGACUGGGUUUCCGAUAGGAUUUAA